Messenger RNA from Anopheles funestus (African malaria mosquito), 3460 nucleotides. RefSeq names its product armadillo repeat-containing protein 8-like. The record is from RefSeq and is a predicted model, not a curated record. Gene Ontology annotation, cellular component: GID complex. Bases 214 to 2175 code for a protein of 653 amino acids. NCBI's taxonomy places the organism in Eukaryota, Metazoa, Arthropoda, Insecta, Diptera, Culicidae. Gene Ontology annotation, molecular function: protein binding. Gene Ontology annotation, biological process: proteasome-mediated ubiquitin-dependent protein catabolic process. The transcript is spliced from 9 exons.
CUCCCAUUACUGAGUGCUGUGUCGGCUGUCAAACGAGAAAUGUGAAAAAUCAAACUGCGUGUGUUUUGGAUUUCUUUUCCCUUGUAAACCCGCAAUAAAAUAAUUUGCAAAAGUAGCAGCAGCCCUUUUGCUCUGUCCGGCUUCUGUUCGCCGUAAACUCUCAGGAUCGGAUCACGAACAGUUUGCAGCUCUCAAAAUAAACCUAUCUACAGAAUGGAACCAUUCACUUGCUUCAUGGAUGUGGAAAAUUCCCGCUCCUACAUUGACGAGCUGUACUCGGAGGAAAACUGCAAAUGUCAGGAAGCGAUCGUCUGCCUCAAGAAUGCCGUCAUCGGUUCGAACAAAAAGAAAGGAUCGAUCAUAUCGCAGGGAAUUGUGCCGCGGUUGAUUGCGCUACUGUGUAAUGCCGGAAAGCCGCUCCAGCUUCGUAUCGAUGCCGGCAUUGUGCUUGGAUCGCUUGCCAAGGGUACCGAAUCGCAGGUCCACUCGCUGAUGCGCUUCAACACAGUCGAGGUGCUGAUAACGAUCAUUUUCGAUCCCAACACGAACGAACGGCUGAUGGAAACGUGUCUGGGGGCGUUGCAGACGAUAGUGCAGUAUCCUUUCGCACCGCUGGAUCUAAUUCACUCGGAUAUCAAUAACAUAAAGCGUUUGAUUCAAAUUGCAUCACCAAGGAGCAGCUUUGCGUGCCAGAUGUACGUGGUAAACAUUUUCGUUCCUCUCUGCCACUCCUCGCAUCAACAGAAGAACCUAUGCCAGGCGGAUGUGAUACCGUUUCUAGCGCGGCUCAUGAUCUGCGAUAACACGACGCUGCAAGUACCUGCACUGAAAUGUUUGGCAGCGAUGUGCUUCACCAACAAGUCGGUGUCGAACAUCGUUCACGCUACGUACCACGCCGAUCGAUCCAUUCUGGACAUUCUGACCGCACUGCUCUCGCGGACGCGCGACGUACAGGUGCAGCUGUCUGCCAGUCGGUGUCUCACGUAUUUGCAUCGCGCCGGUUCACUGCCGGCCGAGGACUAUCGGAUCGUUUACAAAACGUUACCCUGCCUGGCCCGGCUCUGCUCGGACGAGUUCGAGGAGGAUACGCGUGCGACGGCCGCGGAAACGCUCGCCUAUCUGGCUGAAAUCGACUCCGAGCUACAGCGGUUGGCCGCAAUUAGCAAUCAUUUGAUCGUGUCGCUUGCGAAUCUGGUUAAAUGCCCGUCGGUGUUGUCGAGACAGGGCGCUUUCCGCUGCUUUGCAUCUCUCGCGGCCAAUGAUGAGGAAAUAAGAAAGCGCAUUAUAGAGAUGGAUGGAUUAAUGGAGGAGGUGCUAAGCGGAUUGAAGGAUGGUUGUCCGGAGGUUCGACUAUCCGCGGUACGAUGUCUUCAUUCACUUUCGCGUUCGGUGCAACUACUUAGAACCACUUUUCAGGAUCAUUCGGUGUGGCGUCCGCUGAUGGAUUUGUUGUCCGGCGAUCCGUCACUUGAGUUGCAAACCGUUGUCACGUCGACGAUUUGCAAUUUGCUACUAGAAUUCUCACCUGCCAAGGAACCAAUGCUCGAAUCUGGUGCCGUCGAGAUGCUUUGCGAGCUUACGAAACAUCCGGACCCAGCGCUCAGGUUGAACGGAAGUUGGGCUUUGAUGAAUAUGGCCUUCCAGGCCGAACAACACGUAAAAACAAAAAUAAUCAACACACUAGGAACGGAUAGGAUAUUUCAAUUGCUGGGCGAUCGGGAUGAGCGUGUCAUUAUGAAAACGCUCGGGCUGUUGCGCAACCUACUGAGCAAUACUCUUCAUAUCGAAACGAUCAUGUCGGAACAUUCGAGUGAAGUUUUGAGGGCGGUGAGUCUCGUGCUAGACGAUCCACACCCACCGGAGGUAAAGGAACAAGCUAUAAUAAUCAUAGGCAACAUAACGGCGGGCGCACGAGAUGAAGAUUAUGUGCUGCAGGAUGAAAAGAUUGUCAAGAAGAUCAGGGAUUUUUUGGUCGCCAACGACAAUAAACUACAAAUGGGUGCCGUGUUUGUCGUGCGAAACCUGCUAGAUAAGAGCGGCCGGCAGCACAUACUGCGACAGUGGGGUUUUCUCGAAAAUCUCGAACAGCUACUACACAUGACACCGCAACACUCGCAGUUCUAUGAGGACAUACGGGAUGAAAUUUUAAGGUUUGACUACUCAGAAGACCAUUGAAAGCAAUUUGUUGUUAUCGUUUUGUUACUAUUAUGUUCUCCUUCCUCUUCGUCCACUCUUGAUUUCUUUGUGCGCGAAACGAUCGUAUCGUGAAGGUUGUGUUUCCAUAUUUGGAUUUCCGCUAAUGCCCCCUUCAGGUUUGAACCAUGGACUCGCCUAGCGAUAAUGGGGCAAAUGAUAGGUGUUAGUAUUAUAUUUCUUUUAUGAGACAAUUCAUUGAAUAUUUUCUCUUAUUGCGAUGUUACGGAUACGGUGUAUGCUUAUAUUUGCUCUAAAUCUGGAUAAACCGACUCCCUCUCCCCAUAGUUUGCUAGUACAUUUGUAGGUGGUAAGAAACAGAAAAACAGCACACCUUUUUUACCAGAAAGGGGAUAUUUGAAUGAGACGCAAAACAGAUCGAAGACAAAUCAAACAAUAGUGACAGAUUUUCAGCGUAAAAUGCUCUAACCGGAACGAUUGUAAAUAUCCGCAAAAUUAGCCAUGCAUCAUUUUAUGUGCUCUACCCUCUUUUGGGCAAACAGAUUUAUGCAUGGAAUGCAGGAUAGGUCUGUAAGCUAAAAGGAUAGCUAUCCGUGGAAGCGAUGUUUUGUUUCCAAACCACUAAUCCGAGAGGAGUAGAAUGCGGUGUCGCCGAGCGCUUGUUAAGUUUACUCUAAUUUUAUUAAUUUAUUUAGGAAACGGUGUCAAAAAUUAACCAACACAAAACCCACUAUACAGAACCAGUGAAAUUCGUACAGGCAUGCUCUACAAUGGCAAGGAGGAGAAAGGUUUGGUGUAAGCGUACAACAUUUUUUGAAGGGCAAGGAGAACAAUUCAUUCGAGGCAAACAUCCUUUUUUGUCCGACAGAAAGGUGUAUGAAACAGGCAGAGAACAGUACAGUACAUUCAACGAGUAUCGAUCGAUAUGUGUUUCACAUUUUACUUUCCCUAAACAGAGCAGUGUAUAGCAUAUGGAAGCAACAGUCUCUCUCUCCCUUUCUGGGUGGUACGGAAUGAAUGAAUGUGAUCGUUGUUUUGUUUAGUUGUUGUAGAAGCGGGAAACAUGCCUUUUGGAUACAAACAUCAUGAUUGUUGGUAGCAAAGGGAGCAUGUGUGCUGAGAUAAGGAAGGAGAAAAGAUACGCAAAAAAAAAUGGAGAGAAGAGAAGAGACACACAAUAAAACGGAUUAAAACAUAAACACUAAAGCGUAACAAAUAUCUUGUAGAAAACUUUCGCAAGUUUGUUUGUAAGUAGACACUUGGUUUUAUUCACUCUCGGAUAAAAGUACACUCAUAAGCAAAUGUA